This is a messenger RNA of Megalops cyprinoides (Indo-Pacific tarpon), 2026 nucleotides long. RefSeq names its product suppressor of cytokine signaling 2-like. The coding region runs from base 641 to 1411 and encodes 256 amino acids. The record is from RefSeq and is a predicted model, not a curated record. The transcript is spliced from 3 exons. Gene Ontology annotation, molecular function: 1-phosphatidylinositol-3-kinase regulator activity. NCBI's taxonomy places the organism in Eukaryota, Metazoa, Chordata, Actinopteri, Elopiformes, Megalopidae. Gene Ontology annotation, cellular component: phosphatidylinositol 3-kinase complex. Gene Ontology annotation, biological process: intracellular signal transduction; phosphatidylinositol phosphate biosynthetic process.
CCGAUCAGACGAAUCAGUCGGGGGUCCAGUAACCAGGAUUAAAGAAUCGACAUAAAAUGCACUUCGUCUUAAUAUUAUAAAAAAGCAAAAUAGAAUGCAAACUAAAAAUAGCUUACGAUUACUCGGAAGAAGAGUGCAGCUAUGAAACAUUGAAACAAGUACGUGAAAUACCAGACUGGAGAGCGUAAAAAAAGCAACUUCUGAGUUGCAACUUUCUUUUGGAGUGAUUUGUGGUAGGAUACAUUGUGGUCGAAUGCCCAGAGUUAACGCACUGGUUGUAGCUAACUGAUUUGGCUGGCCAUAAAUCUAGUCUGUAUCACGUCGAGGACGUUGUGUUAGUAGGCUAUCAUUUGUGGUGGGGUGAUAAACCUGAGACGGAGCUUGUGAAGUUUUGUACAAAAUAUAUUUCUUAAUGCGUUAAUUAAACGUUAAUGUAGUGCGUCCCUCUACGGACACGCGUUGGUUACCUAUUCGCUCGCAUUUCGCCCGUGUCGCCCGUGGAUCUGAAGGUGUAGCCAGACUGGGAGACUGAAUUUUACUGCGAGAGAAACCUAAGGCUGUCCGCAACAUCGCAACCUCCAAACUUUUCGGACGCUUAAAGACCCCUGGAUUAACGGAACUAAAUUUUAAAAAGACUUGGAUGGGGCACACACAGUGCAUUUCGCAGACGCGGGAGACUGACACUCAGACGCGAAGGACUGAGGGUCGCAGACAAAGCCCCCACACCUUCCGUACAGUCUUCAAGCCCGCUGGUGUUCCCGUGAAGACGGGACGGAUGAUUCUUCCGAACCUAAUCCCCGAGAAAUCCCUCAUCCCGGUACGUCUCAAAGACCCCGGCCUGGAACCAAGGCGGAGAGACUCAACCAAGGAUGUCGUUCGACUGGAGAGUGCAAUGACCCAUCUUACAGAGUCUGGCUGGUACUGGGGCUCCAUCACUGCUACUGAGGCCAAGCAGGUGCUGGGUGAGGCCGUGGAGGGCACCUUCCUGCUACGGGACAGCUCCAACCCAGGCUACCUCCUCACCCUCUCGGUGAAGACCAGCCUGGGCCCCACGCACCUGCGCAUCAAGUACUCAGAUGGGGUGUUCGGCUUCGACUCCCUAGUGAUGGCCCGGCCCAGGCUGCGGCAGUUCGAGGGGGCGGUGGAGCUGGUGCAGCACUACGCCCUGGCCUACCAGCGCUCCACCAGCCUGCCGGAACCACCUGCGCCCCAGGAGGAAGAGGGCGAGGACCCCCCCCGGGGUGCCGAGACCACCCUCCAGCUCAAGCUCACCCGACCUCUGUACAAGUCUGCCCCCAGCCUCCAGCACCUGUGCCGUGUUGCCAUAAACCAGCACUCACGUAGUCACCAAGACUUGCCCCUUCCUGAGAGACUCAAGGACUUCCUGCUGGAAUACCCUUUUUUACUAUAGCGACUACGGCUUGGUCUCCUUUUUGAUACCCGUGAAUUAGAAUCAUUUUUGGUUGAGGACGGCUUGGGGAGGGUGUGCUGGUUGGCCAUGGUUCCGCCAGCAUUGUGAACGCUCUCAUCUACAGGAGGGAUCUUCACAGAAACAUCCUGGAUUGUCAGGAUUUUCCUGACAUGUCAGGGCCAAAGUCAGAAAAAUCAGAAAUCCCCAUCUGGGAUAGGUAGUGUACUGCAAGGAACUGAGUUUAUGAACAACUGCUAUUGUUUGAAAAUGACGGCAUCUUUUUUUUCAGAAAGUAAGUAUUUUUUAAAUACACUGCACUGUUUUUAAGGAAUAGUGGUAAAAGAUAGCACCCUCCCUGCAAUUAUUGUAAAUAAGGUUUGUGAGAAAAAGAACGCUGGAUUGGUUCAAUUAAGUGGAAACCCUGUCUGGUUUAUAUAACCCUUUGGAAAUAUGUAAUAGGCCAAAAAAAAACCCACUGUCCUAUCAGUGUGGGAUAACAAAGAGAUGAUAAUAUGAAGAAUUUGACCACAGUAAAUGCAGUAAAAUGCAUUUUUUGCUAUUUCUUUUCUAAAUCACUUUAAAUAUGACAACUGGUAGAUUGGUAUGUGAAUGAAA